AUGCUGCCCCUGUCCAUCAAGGACGAUGAAUACAAACCACCCAAGUUCAAUCUGUUGGGCAAGAUCUCGGGCUGGUUUAGGUCGAUCCUGUCGGACAAGACGUCUCGGAACCUGUUUUUCUUCCUGUGCCUCAACCUCUCCUUCGCUUUUGUGGAACUCCUCUACGGCAUCUGGAGCAACUGCUUAGGGCUGAUUUCCGACUCUUUUCACAUGUUUUUCGAUAGCACUGCCAUUUUGGCUGGGUUGGCAGCGUCUGUUAUUUCGAAAUGGAGAGAUAAUGAUGCUUUCUCUUAUGGGUAUGUCAGAGCGGAAGUGCUGGCUGGCUUUGUCAAUGGGCUGUUUUUGAUCUUCACUGCCUUUUUUAUUUUCUCAGAAGGAGUUGAGAGAGCUCUGGCGCCCCCCGACGUGCACCACGAGCGCCUGCUGCUGGUCUCCGUCCUGGGCUUCGUGGUGAACCUGGUGGGGAUAUUCGUGUUCCAGCACGGAGGCCAUGGCCAUUCGCACGGCUCUGGCCAUGGACACAGCCAUUCCCUCUUUAACGGUGCCUUGGACCAGGCCCUCGGCCACGGAGACCAUUGCCACAGCCCGGAACUGAAACACGGCACCGCACACAGCCAUGACCACGCGCACAGCCACGACCACACGCACAGCCACGACCACGGACACGGACACUUCCACUCCCACGAUGGCCCCUCCUUCAAGCAGACAGCAGGCCCCAGCAGACAGAUUUUACAAGGUGUGUUUCUGCACAUUCUCGCAGACACGCUGGGGAGCAUCGGGGUGAUUGCGUCCGCCAUCCUGAUGCAGAACUUCGGGCUGAUGAUAGCAGACCCAAUCUGCUCCAUCCUCAUAGCCAUGCUCAUCGUCGUGAGUGUCAUCCCUCUCCUGCGGGAGUCGGUGGGCGUGCUGAUGCAGCGGACGCCGCCGCAGCUGGAGGGCGCCCUGCCGCAGUGCUACCAGCGGGUACAGCACUUACAGGGCGUCUACAGUUUACAGGAACAGCACUUCUGGACCUUGUGUUCUGACGUGUACGUCGGGACCCUGAAGUUAGUGGUGGCGCCUGAUGCCGACACCAGGUGGAUUUUAAGCCAAACACACAAUAUUUUUACUCAGGCCGGAGUGAGACAGCUUUACGUACAGAUCGACUUCGCAGCCAUGUGA
Pipistrellus nathusii (Nathusius's pipistrelle) is the source of this 1161-nucleotide messenger RNA. The record is from the annotation of a GenBank genome assembly. NCBI's taxonomy places the organism in Eukaryota, Metazoa, Chordata, Mammalia, Chiroptera, Vespertilionidae.